Messenger RNA from Thelazia callipaeda (thelaziosis nematode), 1317 nucleotides. Lineage: Eukaryota; Metazoa; Nematoda; Chromadorea; Rhabditida; Thelaziidae. The record is from the annotation of a GenBank genome assembly.
AUGUGUGACAGCAAAGAUAAAGUGGUAUCAACAGAAAGCGAGAGUUCUGUAACAUUUCCAGAGAACUUACAUGAUAAGGGGAGUCAAACAAACGUUGUAUCCAGUGAUACAGAAAAAGCUGAGAAACCAGAAAAACAAGAAUUGAAAUUAUUGAGAAAAGGCCUUCUUGAUGGACCGGUUAUAAUGGAUGGUAAGCGACAGCGUCAUGCAGUUGAUCGACUUCAUAUUAAUCCUUCUCAUUCAUUAGAUUCCAAAAAGUCGUCUGUUAGAAUCGUUGGAUCAGGGACUUGUCUUGGUGACAUCGAAUUUGUAAGAGCUGGUAUUUCCAAAGCGCGAAAUGAUACAUUGAAACGACUUCAUAACAUGUGUUAUGGCUCUCCGGGCACUACAACAUCUAGAAGAAGAAAUUUGAAGAAAUUUAAUGGAUUUGCAUUUGAUGAAAAAAGUGUGGAUUUUGAAAAAAAAAAGAUAAAAGCAAUGAAGAUUACCAACAACGAACUGACUGCAGUUGCAAGAAUUUUGGGUCUAGGCAAGAACUACACGAAGAAUGCUUUGGUGAUGAGUAUUCUUCGUUUUCUACAAAAACCUGAAGAUAAAGGUAGGAAAUUUAUGUCAUCCAAAAGACAAAAGAGGUCCAGAAAAUCAUCGGGAAAAAUCACGAGAAAAAAACUGAUAGGAAAAGGAGAUGAGAAGAAUGUAUUAACUGUUAAGAAGUUGUCAUUGAAAGACUCAAGCAAAGAUGCCGUUGCUAAUAGAAGCAGUUUUAACCUGGACAUUGAUGCAGUAGAAAUCAAAAAAUCGACAUCAAGUAAUGCAAAAGAAACAAAAUUAGAAGCGAGUGAGAGUGAAAGUAAAACAAAAGUAGAGUCAAGUAAGGAUACAAAAGAAUCAGAAUCAAGAACAGUGCAAUAUUCGGAAAAAAUGGAAAUUUCAGAUUCGUCAUUUGCUUCUGCUCCUGAAACCAGUGUGACAGAGAAACAGCAAAGUUGGGGGAUCGGCGGUCCUUCAAAUGAAGAAGUAGAGGCUGCUAUCAGCAAUACACUUAAUUCUACAGAUCUUUCAAACUGUACAAUGAAUCAGAUGUAUGAAAGGGCUACACCAAAUAUGUUGCCUAUUGUAAUACGUUGUGAAAUCAAAGAUGUCAUUUUUUCGAGAAUACCUGACUUCUAUUACCAUCACUGUAAUUACCUAGCAAAUGCAUAUUGUAGUCAGGCUUUCCAGAUUGCUGAAAGAUUUCCAAAUUUGGAUAUGGCAACAUAUAAAAGUGCGAUAAAGAAUCGCGUGAAGGCUGUCUUGGAAAAGUUGGAUGAACCAUGA